Messenger RNA from Onychostoma macrolepis, 4980 nucleotides. RefSeq names its product E3 ubiquitin/ISG15 ligase TRIM25-like. The record is from RefSeq and is a predicted model, not a curated record. Bases 146 to 2281 code for a protein of 711 amino acids. Lineage: Eukaryota; Metazoa; Chordata; Actinopteri; Cypriniformes; Cyprinidae. Gene Ontology annotation, molecular function: zinc ion binding. The transcript is spliced from 7 exons.
UAUUGGCUUUACAUUAUAUUGUCAGCUGUCACUUUAUUUUUGCGCGAGGCACUUUGAGAUCGGACAGCCCUUGGGACGGCUCUGCUGGCAGAAAAUAAAGACGUAGAACACGCAAUUUGUGGUAAAUUUCACCAGAUGCAGUGAAAUGGCAGAAGCCAGUAUCUCAUGGGCUGAGGAUCAGUUCUGCUGUCCAGUGUGUCUGGAUCUGCUGAAGAAUCCAGUCACGAUUCCCUGUGGACACAGUUACUGUAUGAGCUGCAUCUCAGAUGUCUGGGAUCAAGAAGAUCAGAAGGGAAUCCAGAGAUGUCCUUUGUGUAAACAGACCUUCAGUCCAAGACCUGUUUUAGGUAAAAAUGUGGUGAUUGCUGAAAUGGUGGAGAAACUGAAGAAGACGAGACUCCAAGCUGCUGGUCCUGCAGUUCAUCACACUGGAUCUGGAGAUGUGCAAUGUGACUCCUGCACUGGAAUUAAACAGAAAGCUGUGAAGUCGUGUCUGGAGUGUCAAAACUCUUACUGUCAAAAUCAUCUUGAACAGCAUGAGAAUCUCUUCAGAAGUAAAAAACACAAUCUGAUGGACGCCACUGGACGACUGCAGGAGAUGAUCUGCUCUCAACACGAUAAAUUGCUGGAAAUUUAUUGCCGUACUGACCAGCGAUGUAUCUGUAUGAUGUGUUUGGUGGAUGAACACAAAAAUCAUGACACUGUAUCAACUGUAGCAGAACGGAAAGAGAAACAGAGACAUUUUGAGGAUACACAGAGAAACAUCCAGAAAAUAAUCCAGCAGAAAGGGAAAGAUAUUCAGGAGCUGAGAGAGGCUGUGGAGUCUCAUAAGCGCUCUGCACAGACAGCAGUGGAGGACAGUGAGAGGAUCUUCACUGAACUCAUCCGCUCCAUUGAGAAAUGUUGCUCUGAGGUGAAGCAGCUGAUCAGAGAUCAGGAAAGAGCUGCAGUGAGUCGAGCUGAAGAACUACUGGAGCAACUGGAGCUGGAGCUCGAUGAUCUGAGGUGGAGAGACGCUGAGCUGAAGCAGCUUUCAGAAACACAAGAUCAUGUUCAUUUCCUUAAGAGUUUGCCGUCUGUAUCUUUCUCUGAAUCUACAGUCGACUUCACUGUCGCUAAUCAUUCUUUUGAUGAUGUAGUGAAAUCAGUCUCUCAACUCAGAGACAAACUGCAGCAGUUCUCUGUAGAUGAGGCAGAAAAGAUAUCUAAAAGAGUGAAAACCGUCCAGGUCAUUCAGACUCCUGAAUAUCAGCCCAGAGAGGAGUUCCUACAAUAUUCUCAUCCAGUGGUGCUUACAGCCAAGAAGCCCAAACCCCCAGCUCCCACCCCCGCAAGCCCAUUUGAGGGGUGGAAAACCAAACCCUUGGCCCCCACCUCCGCAAGCCCAUUUGAGGAGUGGAAGCCCAAACCCACGGGCCCCACCUCCGCAAGCCCGUUUGAGGAGUGGAAGCCCAAACCCUCGGCCCCCAAAUUUGCAAACCCGUUUGAGGGGUGGAAGUCCAAACCCCCCGCCACCACCUCUGCAAGCCCGUUUGAGGAGUGGAAGCCCAAACCCUCAGCCCCGACCUCCGCAAGCCCGUUUGAGGAGUGGAAGCCCAAACCCUCGGCCCCCAAAUUUGCAAACCCGUUUGAGGGGUGGAAGCCCAAACCCCAGGCCCCCAACUACGCAAACCUGUUUGAGGGUGGAAGUCCAAACCCCCCGCCCCCACCUCUGCAAGCCCGUUUGAGGAGUGGAAGCCCAAACCCUCGGCCCCCAAAUUUGCAAACCCGUUUGAGGGGUGGAAGCCCAAACCCCAGGCCCCCAACUACGCAAACCUGUUUGAGGGGUGGAAGUCCAAACCCCCCGCCCCCACCUCUGCAAGCCCGUUUGAGGAGUGGAAGCCCAAACCCUCAGCCCCGACCUCCGCUAGCCCGUUUGAGGAGUGGAAGCCCAAACCCCCGGCCCCCACCUCUGCAAGCCCGUUUGAGGGGUGGAAGCCCAAACCCCCAGCCCCCACUUCCGCAAGCCCCUUUGAGGAGUGUAAGCCCAAACCCUCAGCGCCCAAAUUUGCAAACCCGUUUGAGGGGUGGAAGCCCAAACCCCCGGCCCCCACCUUUGCAAGCCCAUUUGAGGAGUGGAAAUCCAUCUAUGCAAGCCCAUUUGGGGGAGGGGGGUCCAAACCUCCACCCCAUAAACCUACUUGAGCUGAUGGAGUCCAAAAUACCACGCACCUACCUCCCCUUACUUAUGUCCAAACAAUCCGCCACCCACCCUGUGAUUUAUAUAAGCAGAUCAUUUUGAAAAAUCAGUUUACUAAAGUAAAAUAUUUGACAGUUAAAAAUGUUUAAAUUGUUUAUUGUUUGCACAGAUUUGCCCGUCUGUUUGUAAGCUUGGUUUGUCUUAGGUUUUUGUUUGUAUUUUGAUUACUUUUUUUUAAACAUUCAAAUUUAUGAGGGCAUGUUAAUUUAAAACCUAAAUAAAUUAUUCCACAGUGUUGCAGUCCACUUUGCAGGAAUAACCUGCCAGGUAUUUUUCACAACAUUUGUACAAUAUUUUAUUUUGGUUACAAAUUCUUUCCUUUUUGAAUAAAAUUAUUCAGAACUUCACAGUAUUAUUUAAAAGCACUGAAUGUUCUGUUGGGGUUUAGGAAAGCGGUUGGAUGAGAUUUGAAAAGAGGUUAGAGAAACUAUGCUCAUAAAGUUCCAGUAAUGCAGGCAAGCAACAACAACAAAUCACCCAAGAAACCUGAACUGACAAAAAAAUGUAUUUGUUUAACUUGACAACUAAUUUCCACAUGGUGCUUGUUUGUGUUAGAAAAUUUAACUGCAACCAAUAAUAGUAAUGAUAAUAGUAAAAUAAAAAUCUGUCAUUCAUGUGACUGGCACGUAGACCUGAAGGGAAACAUCCAUUUUGAAUUGCAGCACAGGCGUGUGAAUUUUCUAUCUGUUUCAAGCCACAAAUAUUUUAUUGACCUACAACAGAGGUGCCCAACCCUGUUCCUGGAGAUCUACCUACCUGCAGAGUUAAGUUACAACCCUGCAUCAGCUCACCUGCCUGUUAUUAUCAAGUGCUCCUGAAGAUCUUAAUUAGCUGGUUAAGCCGUGUUUGAUCACGGUUGGAGCUGAACUUUGCAGGAAGGUAGAUCUCCAGGAACAGGGUUGGGCACCACUGACCAACAAUAUUCAGCUCCCGCUGUUAGCUGGGAAUAGUUGCUGCAUUUGGGGUAAAAACGACAGAAUUAUUUAUUGUGUAAAGUGCCAAGAAUAUAAGGAGACCUGGGUUGCACUGUCUGUUCAUUCACACGCAUCUAUUGGAUUGGCAGCUGCCUUUAGCAGUAUCUUUACCGAUUACCUCUGUUGUUCAAAGCAUUCGGCAUGAUUGACUGUGCGUGAUGUCACUUCCAAAUACAAACACGCCCUAUAGAAUAGUCCCGCCCCUGACACUGAUUGACAGGUUUCUGUGUAAGGCAUUCAAAUUCAAAUGCUAAAGGAAGUUUUGGUUACAUGCGCGACACAGUGAGAGUGAAAAAGCAGAUGUGGUAAUUAAUAUUGCUAUUUAAAUAUGACAGGCUCAUAACUUGUUAGACAUGGGAAAUACAGUUGCAAAUAGACUUUGCUUUUCCAUUUGAAAUUUGGCAGUCACUGUGCAUUCGCAAAAACACAAAUGCAAACGGUAAUGCAAGAUUUGCAAUUGCAUUUGGAUUAUGUCUCUAUUUUUGUGUCCACAUAUUGAAAACGCAAUUGAAAAUACAAUUUCCAAUUCCUUUUGAAAACUGUCGGGAAUAUCCUUUCAUACAGAUGAGUCUAGGACAAGGAUACUCAAAUCUGGCUCGCAAGAUCCAAUUUCCUGCAGAGUUUAGCUCUAACCCUAGUCAAACACACCUGAGCAUGCUAAUCAAUGUCUUCAGGAUUAUUAGAAAAUCACAGGUAGGUGGGUUUGAUCAGGAUUGGAGCUAAACUCUGCAGGAAAGUGGAUCUCGCGAGCCAGAUUUGAGGAUCACUGGUCUUGGAUAUGAAUGCAUAUGCACUAAAUUGCACUUUAAGCAUUUUCUUUUAAAUGUUUUUUUUAUGGGAAAUGUUUCAAUUUCAAUGAAGUUUCAAACAUGAUCCAGUUAUGAUAUUGUAGUGAUUUGUGUUGUGUCACAGGGUAGUUGGCAAAAGUACGGAAAUCAAUUAGGAUGCAUCCUGCAAAGAGAUCAUCAUGGUCAGUUCAGAGUAUUUUAACAUUUCAGCCAGCCAAACUGGAAUCAUUUAGUCAUCUAAAACAGAGGUUCCCAACCACUGGGUCGCGACCCACUACCGGGCCGUUGGAAGAAUUGCUACCAGGUCGCAAGAACAUUCUGGGGAAAAUGUGUAUACUAUUUACUGUGCAUUAAUGAUUGCUCUAAUUAUUCUGUAUUUUCGUUGUAUGCGAUUGAUAUGGAGUAUCAAUUUGAAGAUUUCAUGUUAAAUUAGUAAAUGAAAGAUUGCUCUGAUCUGUCAUAUAUUAGGGGUUAAUUAAUGGAGCGCAGUUAAUCCGUGAUUCGUACAAUGAAAUUAAAUGAAAGAGAACUCGGACCAUUACUCACACGCUGUUCUUGCACCCUGCCAAAGCGCGCACAAGCUGAAUCAACAUAUUUUGUUGAUCCUGGAUCAACAUUACUGUCCAAAAAUAUAGACUAAACCUAACCCUACCCAUAAUUUAUUCCUAAAAUCAGUGGGAAAUGAUAGCUCAUUAACAAGGGUGCUCACCCACAAGCAUAGAGACAUGUUUCAGCACACGAAUACCAAGUUGAUUCCUCUUUCAUGUCUCCCUACACUCUAAAAAAUGCUGGGUUAAAUACAACCCAGUGCUUGGUAAAUAUUGGACAGAACACAUGCUGGGUUGUUUUCAACCAAAAGUUGGGUUAAAUGUUUAAGAUAUAUGAAGAUAUAGCCUUCAUAAAUAGCGCACUAGUGUUCUCGUUAAUGCAUCUCUUCCUGAUAGAGACAGAUCUAGAUUCAGUGGUAACAGAGAUCAAU